AUCCGCUCAUACUCGAGAAUACACUUUCCGGUAAAACACUGGGUUCUCUGCUUGAAGGUAUUUCGUGGGUGACAGCACUGGAAGAAAAGCCCAGUGAUUUUCCUAAAUGCGUUCCUUUUUGGGGUAAAGCUAAUAGUGGAAUGUUAUGCAGGCCGAAGGACGUCAAGGGUAGGGAGCAUCUCAACCUCAUUGGUUCAGUACAACCCAUCAUUGACGUGGACCAGUCAAGUCAGCUAUCCAGUUACUUUGAGUGGAACGAGAAACCACAAGUAUCUAACGUCGUUAAUCACUUAGAAACCGCCAUCAACCACUAUAACAAAGAAGAAAGACCGCGAUUCAGUUUGCUUGCCAAAGAAAUUUAUGAAUUUCUGAUUAAGGAGAACAGGAGUGAUGUCGUGGAAGCAAUAAAGGGUUUGAAAGACACUGGUUGGAUUUGGAACGGCGACGGAUUCUCCUUUCCUAACGCUGUCGUCCUGAACAACCAUUCCAUCGAUCUGUCACCGUACAUUUCUGUUCUUCCCUCAGAGAUGUACAUGUACUCUUAUCUGUUCAGCUCUUUUGGCAUUCACAAAGACUGCAGUGAGCACUUGAUGCUUGAUGUUCUUUCCAUGAUUAAACAAAAGUACGACCAGGGUCCCUAUGAAACAUCAGACGUGAAAAAAGAUCUGGCUUUAUGCAUUUCCAUCCUGAAUGAAUUGAAGCCAGAUAAUAAUCGACAAUUAUCACCUGAAGUUCAAGAGAAAAUUCUUUUGCCAACCUACGUAAAAGGAGAUGCACGUGUUGACCUUGCACCAGUAGAAAAAUGCAUGUAUGGUGAACAUGACGGAUCAGAAGCAGAAAGUGAGGAUGACGAGAUGGAAUUUUUACUAGUGCAUCCAAACAUCCCAACAGGAACAGCAGAGCUUUUUAAUGUGCGAAGCCUCAGUAACUGCCUACUAGAUCCAGACGAACUAGCGUUGGGGGAAGAGUUCGGACAGGAGGAGAAGCUCACGCGAAGGCUAAAUAGACUGCUGGAGGAAUACACCGAUGGAUUUGCGGUACCCAAAGAGCUUAUUCAGAAUGCAGAUGAUGCUGGCGCCACAGAGGUUCGCUUUUUGUAUGAUGAGCGAACUAAUGAGGAUGCGAUACCCGGCCUGAUUGACGAAGGAAUGAAACACUGUCAGGGUCCAGCACUGUGGGCGUACAAUGAUGCCGAAUUCAAGGAUGAGGAUUUUGAGAACAUAACAAAAUUGAACGGUGCAACGAAAGAGAACGAUACUGAAAAGAUUGGAAAAUUUGGACUGGGUUUCAAUGCAGUAUACAACCUGACGGAUGUCCCCAUGUUUGUGAGCCGUAAUCAUUUUGUUAUUCUUGAUCCCAACACGUUCUAUCUAGGGAAACAAAUCAGGAACAAGACUAAGCCGGGAAUAAAGCUUGAUACUAACAAAAAUGCAAAAAAGCUGCGAAAGUUUCGAAAUCAAUUCAAGCCAUUCAAUGGUAUCUUUGGUUGUGAUCUUUAUCUCAACCAAGACGACAACUCGUACAAAGGGACGCUAUUUCGCUUUCCCUUACGAACUGAACAUCAGGCUAUACAAAGUGAAAUAAAGAAACUUGUUUACAACCGGGAGCAAGUUCAGGAGCUGUUGAAACGUGUCAAUCAAGGAGCCGAAGCAUUGCUUCUGUUUACUCAAAAUGUUCGUCAAGUCAGCAUCUUCCAUUUACCUAAUGAAUUAACUGACCAGUUAGAGCCCAGGAAGAUAUUUGAGGUCACCAAAUCAUUAUCACAGGCUGGGGUCAGUCGGGAACUGCCUUAUACAAUUACUCUCCCAAAUACUGCCACGAAGCUGUGCACAGAAGAUCAGUACUUGUUGAAACAGUGUAAUUUUCUGCGUGCAUCAUCUGAAGUCAACAAUCCAAACCAUGAAAACAAGGAGUCCGCUGCUGCUCUCCUUAAUUCCGCGCUCACACUGAAGAUCAAGAGCACCGUAUCGGAAUACGGCAACAGGUUCUUGGAAUAUAGCGUUUCGGGUAAUGAUGACACUUGGCUCGUUGUCUCAUCUAUGGGCAAAGGUGAAGCAAUGCCAUUUUCAAAGGAAGACAGGAGUCUUCUUGCAUCAGCGGGGGUAGGUGUUAAGUUAUCAACUCAAGAUUCUCUGAUUCCAGUCCCUUUUUCCGAUGAAACCAAAGGUUCGAAUGCAAAUGCCAGUGUUUUUUGUUAUCUCCCACUUCCAAUUUGUAGUGGACUACCUGUACACAUAAAUGGAACGUUUGCAGUUUCCUCAAACAGACGAAACUUGCUGGUGAAAACCGAAGACGAUAAGGCUAGCUUUGGACAAGAGUGGAAUGAAGUACUUUUAAAAGAUUGCGUUUGCACUGCGUAUUUUGACCUUCUUGAAGACUUAAAGUCUAUUUCACAGUUCCCAAACAACGCAUACCAAUACCACACACUGUGGCCAAAAUGCAACGAAGUAAUUUCAACUUGUGAGCCCCUUGCACGUACAUUCUAUGAAGAUCUUUUAUUAGGCAAUAAAGCUGUUUUUUCGGAUGGCACGAGUUGGAUGGCCAUCAAUGAAACUGUCUUCCUAACUCCAGACCUACGGGAGGAUUCUCAAAUAGGAGACUUAUGCUUCGAAGUGUUCAAAUUGUUGGUUGAAGAUAAUGCAGCUGUAAUUGAUCUACCCAGAAAUGUGUUUUACUCAUUUAAGAAGUAUGGUCUUAAAGAAAAAAUCCACUCCCGAAGCUACGAUGAGAGAAGGUUCUUCUUGGAAUUGUUCUUCCCAAAGAUUGGUUUAGUGCCCCCUGACUCGAGGGACAACUUGGUCCUGUAUGCCCUUGAUCCUCAAAGAAAGGAGUUCAGCGAUGCAAUGAAAACCUAUGCUUGCAUUCCAGUAUCACCAGAUCGUCAUAAGCUAAAAUGCCCCUCUCAGCUUAUUCAUCCUAAUAGAUCUGCAGCGUUUCUAUUUUCUCCCAAAGAUGAAAGGUUUCCGGAAGAAACAUUCAGGCACCCUCUUCACCUUCAUCAACUGGAGCAGCUAGGAAUGUUAACAGACGAUCUUCCUUGGUCUGAACUUGUAGAAAGGGCAGAAUCUGUCCUAAGUCUGAGCCAAACUUGUAGCAAGGCUGCAUUGGAGAGGGUGAGAUGGCUCGUAGAGUUUCUCGAAAAAAAGUAUAAACAUGAUGGAAGUUGCCUUCCUUCGACCACUGAGACGCAACGCCUUUUAAGAACCAAAUUUCUUCCAGUUCUUGCCAAGCCUCACACCUUUCCCCUGGCAUGGAAAGGCGAUGAAAUGAUUCACGGGAAUGAACUUGCAUUGGUAUCACCAACUCAAGGCUUUUUAAGGAAAAACUUGUACCUCGCGUGCUCUUCUGCACCAAUCAUAGACGCUAAUAUACCACGAAACGUGGAACGACUACUUGAGUUCGAUAACCGAGAGGUCACAACGGAACAAGUUAUAAUCCAGUUAAAUGAGGCCAUCUCCACCAAAUUUGAAGUCUGUGGUAUGGAAGAUGUGAUUAACGUUUGUAAUGCAUGUUACAGCUUCCUUGAAGAUGUACUUCCGAUCCAUGCAGAUCAAAUAGCUAAGUGUUUUGAAGAAAGAAAGUUCGUACUUGUUGGAAACGGGUUUGUACGUGGAAAUCAAGUUUCGUUGUCGCUACCUGCGGACUGCUCUCCGUAUUUGUACAAGAUCCCUGAGGAAUUGGUCAGGUACUCAAAGCUCAUGAAAGAAGUUGGUGUAAGAGAUCAGUUUCAGGUGGAAGAUUUUAUAUCUGCACUUCAACAGAUCAAGCAGGAAUGUGGAGAGCAGAAGGUGGAUAGUAACACGUUGGUUGUUGUCUGCACCCUAGCAACUCAACUAAGAGAAGCGCUGGAAACUCGCGGAGCUCAUUGCACAACAGAACAAAAGAGGAGUUCCAUUUAUCUUCCUAACCAGAAGGGAGAAAUGCGACCUGUAAGUGAGCUUUGCAUUAAAGACUGCCCAUGGAUUCCUGGCGGCCCUGGUUUCCAGUUUGUUCAUUCAGAUAUUCCAUGGCCAACAAGUCUUGCAUUGGGGGUCAAAACACUCAAAGAAGAGGCAGUACGAGAUCGUGCCUUUGGAAUUUCGUUUGGACAAAAGGAGAAACUGACAAAUCGUCUAAAGAGAAUUCUCACAGGCUAUCCUUGUGGAAAAGGACUUUUGAAAGAACUUCUCCAGAAUGCAGAUGACGCACAAGCAACUGAGAUCUGUUUUAUAAAGGACCCCCGUAAUCAUCCAAAGAACCAAUUGUUUGAUGAAAGUUGGGAACCGUUUCAAGGACCAGCGUUAUGCGUAUACAACAACAAGCCGUUCACUCAUUCUGAUAUUGAGGGCAUACAAAACCUCGGGGAGGGUAAUAAAGGAGGUGAUCCACACAAAACAGGCCAGUAUGGCGUGGGUUUCAACGCUGUCUACCACCUGACCGACAUCCCCUCAUUUAUGUCCAAAAUUGACGACAAUGAUGUUUUGUGUGUAUUUGAUCCAAAUUGUCACUACGUUCCUGGCGCCAAUCCUCAAGAACCUGGGCGAAUGUACACACAAACCUCAAAGUUGAAGGAAUACUUUCCAGAUGUGUUCCACUGCUAUCUUGAAGAAAAGUUUCCCAUUGAAAAUUCAACUAUGUUCAGAUUUCCCCUAAGAACUCAAGAAAUGGCUGAUAUGUCGGAUUUGUCAUCCACUCCAUUUACGCUAGAAGCAUUGAAUGACAUGAUGGAGUCUCUCAAGGAAGAGCUUUUUGAAGUUCUAGUUUUUGUUAACAGUGUGAAGAAAAUAACGUUGUGUGACAUAGAUGAGGAAACUGGCAAUGUAACUAACUGCUACUCAGUGGAAGCAGUCAUCUCCGAGAACGAUGCAGCUAAGAGACAGCGGUUUGCGAACCACGUCAGACAGGUUGGGAAGUCAAUAAGGCAGAAAGAUGACGUCUCGUUCAGCAACGUUGGGGUGGAGAAGUGCAGCUACGUCCUCCUCUUAAGAGACAGCCUCGGAAAUGAGGAAAAGUGGUUAAUUGUUCAACAAAUGGGUUUCGAGCAAGAAGUUAAAACGAGUAUAGUCGAUGCCUUUCGAAAUCGUGACCUUGGAAUGCUUCCGCGAGGUGGCUGUGCCUGUCUCAUAGAAACCGAGUCCAUGAAACCUAAAAAGAGGAAAAAGAGAGCUUAUUGCUUUCUUCCACUUCCACUGGAAACAGAUCUCCCUGUCCACAUUAAUGGUCAUUUUGCAUUGGACCACGAGGCUAGAAGAAACUUGUGGAGAGAUGAGGACGGUGGUUAUCGUAGUGACUGGAACAACAUUUUGCUGAGCGAUGUUAUAGCGUCGUGCUACUUAACACUUUUAGACGAGGUUAGAAACUUUCUUCACCUCCCAGCUUCGCCUUUGAGUUCAAAGUUUAGUCUGAGUUGUAGUAAAGAUGAAUUAUUCCAGAAGGUGAACAGAUUCGAGAAGCUGUUUCCUCGCACCUCUACCAUUCCAUAUUGGGCUAUGCUGAUCAGCGCUGUGUAUCAAGGAAUGGAUGCAAAAAGCUUACGCUAUCUUCCAGUGGUAAGAGAUGCUCCAGAUGGCAAAGUUAACAGUUUCGAACUUACUUGGUUUCCUCCGUGUGGCACUGGAAGCGAUAAAGCCUAUUUUAACGACAUCCACAUCAAGGGAUGUUAUUCUACUCCGCCAGGUAAAGAAGAGAAUGAAGUCAGAAAGGAACUACUUGCCAUCCAGAGGGCCUCAUUCGAGUCAAUACUGCUUCAAACAGGCUUUAAUCUUUUGCAUCUUUCCUUGAAAAUUUUAGAAGCGUUUGAGCAUUCUAAGGUUAAAUGCUACCGUACUUCCCCUUGCUCUGUCACUGAGUUCUACAAGACUCCGCUUACCAAUGUAACAUCUUUACCUGUUGACGUUACAAAAACUCCAUUCAAGAACAGCGAAGGUGUGACGCUAACGCUACGGUACUGCAAGGACCUCAGAAAUUUCUUGGAUCAUCUUCCUGGCCUCCCAUUGUUACUUACACAAGACAACUUCCUUCGUAUGUUUAGCACAAAAGAUCGCAAGUACCUUUCCCACUAUCACGACAUUUUGCCACAGUCAAAGGACAUGUUCGUCCAUAAACAACUUUUGUGCGACAUUUUUCCUGAAUGUAAUUGGAUGAUUCAGAGGGCAUCUGUCUUCAUGGCCUUUGAUGUUCACGCUUUUUCAAAGCACUUGCAAAGAACACGCUCACUGCAACAUUUGGGAGCAUGUGAAAUCAAUAUGUGGUCCCCAGAACAUCCUACGGAGCCAAAUCAUCGUUGGACUUUCAGAGUGUGGAGCUUUUUGGCUGAGUCAUGGAAAAGCACCAACCACAACACGGAUACUGUUACCAUGCCUCUAUCUAACUGGAGCAUAAUCCCUGCAACUGAGCAAGUUGUUUUAUCAACAGCCGUGGAUGCAGCAGUCCAAGAUAUCUGCAAACGAAAUGUUCUUGUUCCAGUUCACUUAGCAAAUUGUGUUUUGGCAUUCACAGAAAGUGAUCAGCAGCAAAGGGCACCUUUAGUAAAAGCUAUCAGAGCGGUAGGUCUUUUUGAGUUAAACUCCGCUGUAUUCUCUCCCUUAAACAAGCCUCCGCCAUUGUUUUCAGAUUCAUACACCUUGGCCAAGAGAGUCGUAGGGUCCUUGGAGAAUCCAGCAUCACUUCUUGCAUCCCUUUACCACAAAUUGAGCUCGAACCAAUGUUUUCAAAUAGGAGCACUGGAACGUGGUAACUGUCUAACGAUCCUGCGGUACUUCAACGACAGAAUACUAGGCAAUCCGCGCCUACAGACGUCCACACUACGAAGGCUUCCCUUUUAUCCGUCAACAACUGGUGACAUGAUCAGCCUUGCAGAUAAACAAGUUACAGUCCUAUCAUCUGAAAUACCACAAAUAGGGUUGGAUGCUGUUCACAAAGAAGACAAUAUGGUGUUUCUAGAGGACGUUCCAGAGUUAUCAGAAUUGUACCGUUUUCUCGCAUUUGAUUCUCCUGGACCUGUAGACGUCUAUCGCGCGUUUGUGUUGCCACAUUUCAGUGCGCUUACCAAAGAAGCUAGACAGACCCAUCUUGAGUAUAUUAAAGACAAGUUGCUACCAAGUUUGUCAGAAAGCAAUGGGGACAAGCAGAAGCUAAUGGAAAGCCUGAAAACCACAGCAGUGAUUACCACACAAAAAGGAAUGCUGGAAAAGGCAUCAUCCUUCUACGAUCCGCUAAAUAAGAUUUUCAGGGUCAUGCUUCCAGAGCAUAAGUUUCCACCUGAACCGCUGAACUCUACAGCAUGGUUGAAGUUUUUGAGAAAAAUUGGCCUGAAACAUCAAGUUUACCCAGACGAUUUCAAGGGAUUUGCUAAGAAAGUUGCAAGUGACGCAGCAAAACAGCGCUCUACAGAGACAGAUAAACAGUCAAAACUUUUGGUGUCUGAAUUGCUAAGUCGCUCCGAUUUGCUAAAUGGGGGGCUUCUUGAAGCUGUUCGCAGUAUUGAUUUUGUGAUGUUAGAUCCAGUCUGUAGUAAGCUCCAGGCUUUACACAGGCAACAUGGGCAAAGAGAGAAUGGAACACUACCAUAUACUGCAUUUCAGGACACUGUUGUUUCUGAUCAUACUGAGUGUGUUUGGACAUCGGCUCACCCCCUCCCAAAGUGGGCACAUCCACAAGAGCAAUCAGAUUUAAAGAUUCCCUCCUUGAUGUCCAGAGAAGCAUUCUGCGUCAAAAUCCUUGAGCAUCUCAAAGUCCUAACAGAGCCAUCCUUAGAAACAGUUACAUCUCACUGUCGCAAUAUUUCCUAUCAACUUUUUGAAGAAAAUGGCAGCAACGUCUCAGAUGAGCAGUGCAGCAUAAGGAAGUCCGUCAUGAAAAAAAUCUACAAAUUUUUCCAAGAGAGGGUCAUUUUGAGCAAGGAGGUAAUAGCAGACCUGCAAAAUGUCCCUUGUAUUGUGGUUGAAGAGGGAGCACGCUUUGUCAGAGCUGAGCAAGUAGUCCUAGAAAUGGUUGAGAGCCUUGAAAUAAAACCGUUUCUUUAUCGAGUACCACCUGAUCUUGGAGAGUUUCAUAACCUGUUUCAUCUUCUGGGCUGUUCCAAAUUUGCCACAAUGUCACACUACGCCAUGGUUUUGGAAAUGCUACAGAAGCAGAGUCAGGGUAAUAAACUGCUUCCCGACGAGAUCAAUAGCGCGUUAGGCGCUCUACGAGGACUACUAGAAGGCCUGCGAGAGGAUACAAACCCAGAAAUAGGCUUCAAACAACUCUACUUACCAGCAAUGAAACUCACUAGCAGCCCAACAGAUUCGCCUCCAGUUUCUCUGCACAAGUCUUCUGAGUUGUUAUUUGAUGAUUCUCCACAUUUUCAUCCUCGGUUAAAAAAAUUCAAUCAGCUAUUUGUUGUUGACGUAAGGAAGGUAGGGGUAAAAAGUAGCUCAUCUGUAAACUACAAAGACCUUCUCAUGCGCCUUCCAUCUGCUGUUCGACCCCAGAUGCUAUCUCAAGUGGUUACGGAGGAAUUUACUGACUCUUCAGAAGGAAGUGAAUUUGCAGCUAAGCUUCAAAAUGCAGAUUCAUUGGAAAGACAGCUUUGCUCGGAACAAUUCUUUCGAGGAAUUGUGAGACUUAUUCGACAUGAGAACAAAGAAAAUGAAGUUCCUAAUGAAGAUGUUUUCGCUUCCAUCAACGACAGACUAAGGAGCAUUGAAUUCCUUGGACUAAACAAAAUUAAAACAAAACUGGUUUACCAAGGUAAUCUCAUUCCUGAUAGCGAAGGUGAAGUUUCGUACUUCGUAGGUAAGGUUUCAGCACCAGCAGGCAAAAGCAUUUGGAAGGUCUAUCUUAGACCUGAUGUAGAUGAAAACCUCUCUAAAUUAUAUUUGGCCGUAACUCAAGUCAUUGCUGAAGUAUGUGAAGGAUUGCUGGGAGAAGCAGUGAUGUUUAUUCAAGAGAUGUUACGCAUCCAUCCUAGUGAGAUUUGGUCCAUGUUGGAUGAGGCGAGCAUUGGGCAAGACGAUUCAUACGAGUCAAGGAGUAAUCCUGUACCAAUCCCCGGAAGUUUUAUCCCAAUAGAGGACCACCAUCUGUUGAACGAAGAUUUUGAGAAGGUCACACCUGGGGAGUAUGUUGGUUAUGAAAUAGAGGAUCCAAGUAUGCAACAAAAGGAAGGAGAUGCAACUUUCAUUUACGCCGUGAUAGUAGAAGAAGUAAAUGCUCAGGAAGAUGCAAGCCUCCUUUCAAAGUUUUACAAGGUCAACGUAGGUAAAGACAAAGAACCUCAAGAAGUCGAGUUUGCAGACUUGUACAAAUUUCACCGUCUCCAAUCCUCCCCACUAGGCUUGUCCGAUGGGCUGGAGAAAGGUAAAACAACUGACAAACAGAUGAUUUUUAAGCAGGCCUCAGAGAUCCUGGUGGAAGCAUGGCGACUACCUGAAAAAAGGCGUAGGAAAAUUGUCAAACGACUUUUCCUUAGGUGGCAUCCAGACAAAAAAUCUGGAGACAAAACAUUGUGUGACGAAGUUUUACAGCACAUCCAGAAAGAAAUAGCAAGGUUAGAAAGUGUCCAGGGCGACGAAAAAGAUGGCCAAAGUUUCUACGAGCCGUUUUUUUAUUUCUGGAAAGUACGCGCCAAGCGUCAACAUACGCAUCGCGUAAAAUACAGAACAAACUUUCGAGAAAUGUAUGGCUCCUGUGAUGAGGUCUUUGGAAGCGAUUCAUCUUCUGGUGUUCCUCCAAGUUUUUGUACGAAGAAUCCUCAGCCUUGCGAGGCUAGGCGAUGGCUUAGGCAAGCCGAGGCUGAUUGGGGAGCUGCCAGCAAUGACUUAUCCACUGGAAACCCAUCUUAUGAGUGGGCGUGCUUUAAAUGUCACCAGAGUGCCGAGAAGGCUCUGAAAGCAGCGCAAUAUGCUGAUGAUGCAUUCAAGAUAAAUCGUCACGAUCUCAGUCAAAAUGCCUCUCGGCUGAACGAUUCCGAACUGUUGGAACUUGCAACCCAGCUGGAGCGCCGAUUGGUCGAUUCAACACACAUGCGCUACCCAGAUCGAAUGUGCUAUCCUCAGAUUCCAAAAGAUGUUUACUCAGACGAGGACGCUCGUGAGGCUCUGAGACUAGCUAACGAAAUUCUUCAGAGAGUUCGCAAUUUGGUUCCAAAAUAGACUAGUCAUUACAGAAAUGACCUCUUCAAAAGUGUAGUAUGUAUACCUUUGGUAGGAACAAACCUUUAUGGCCUUUAAUUCAAACUGCUAGAAAUAGUUUGAAGGUGAUAUAUUCACAGUUAUUUGUUUCAUUCUUGAUUGUUGACAAGCAAUUAACCGCCUGGUUUUAAUCAGCAUUUCUUUACAAUUUAUUUAGUACAUAUCUACAUUAAGUGAAUGUAAACAAGCGAUACUUUUUAUCAAUAGUAAUUAGGAGAUGCAAUGAUGAGACUAUAGAUAAGCAAAUAUAUGGAGAGUUGAUUUUUCUUAAGUCCUAAUCUUGAAUCGUUGCGAGAUCGAAAAAGUCUUGCAUGGUAGUUUAAACUCUUCUGUGAUUUUUUUUUCUUAAGUGCUUAAUAGUAACGCUAUAGAAGAAAGAUCUCUUAAAUUGUCUUAAUUAGGAUAAGAACUUCACAACAACGUUUAGCAUGAAGAACCCGUUUAAAGUAUCAGUUGUGGCUGUCCUUUGAUGAGCAUCAUACUCUUGCCAUAAUGUUUUUCAUACCAGUGUUAAAAUAGAGAUAGUUUAAUCAGUAUGUUAUUCAAUAUAAUUUUUUUAACCUAAAUUGCUAAGUUUUCGUGUCUAUCUGACUGCCAUAGUUUAAAGAGUAGUUUUUUUUUACGAUUAUCGAUUACAUUAAACCAAACGCAUGGAGUUUAUGGUUUAAUCUAGAAGUUAUCAACCCUUAAAGGGUGGUAAGUAUCUAUAAUUUCUCCUUAAUAAUGAUCAAUUAGUAUGCAAUUCAAAAUCAUUGUUUACCUCACUGCUUGUUUUCAUGUCUACAUGUACAGAUAAAGAAUAAAAGUGCAUUGAAGAUUA
This is a messenger RNA of Stylophora pistillata, 10974 nucleotides long. RefSeq names its product sacsin. Gene Ontology annotation, molecular function: Hsp70 protein binding. Lineage: Eukaryota; Metazoa; Cnidaria; Anthozoa; Scleractinia; Pocilloporidae. The record is from RefSeq and is a predicted model, not a curated record.